AAGUGUUUUGUUUCAUAGGCUAGAAAGGAUAUGACUUGCGCAUUUCGUCAUUUUGGGCGCCAAAAUUUGGGAAAAUUACAUUUUAGGUUUGAAACGGUUCUCAAGUCUUUGUGAUGAUCCACUCAAAACGGUUUCAAACUCAUACGGAUGACUUGCACUCUUCAAGGUUUCAACUUUUACAACGUGCCUUUGAAAAAGCUGUUUCUACUUUCUUAGAAAAUGGAUGCUCCUACUCCAAAUUCUCAGAAUGCUUCCAACCAGUCUCCUCCGUCUAUCCCGAGGACUUUGAGUUGCUCAAUAAACAACUGAAACAACUCUUAGAGAUAAGACUAAAGCAAGAAUUUCAUUUACUAGUCGAAGAGAAAGACAUUGCUAGUAAACUUGAUAUUUGUGACCAGCUCUUUCAAAAAUACCACGUCGAUAAAAACGGCUAUAUAAGAAUACCAUUUAACGAGCAAGAUCCUACAGACUGGAUGAAGGCUAUUGCAAUCAAACAAAAACUAAAAUUGAAAGAGACACUAUGCAAGGAAAAGAAUGAAUUAACUAAAACAGUCAAAGAAUUGGAAAAUCAAGUAAUGGAUACAAGACAACAGGCAGAUAAAUAUAAAGAAGAUGUAGAGCAUCUUGUCAAACUGAGUGCUACUGCUGUUGAUGUGGCCAAUCAGAAUCUACCGCUUCCAAAGUAACUAAGCCAUACUAUUUGAAGUAGUAAAGUCUCCGGUAUUCGUAAAUAUGACAUUGGUCUUAAU
Messenger RNA from Galdieria sulphuraria, 749 nucleotides. RefSeq lists its product as uncharacterized. Gene Ontology annotation, cellular component: MIS12/MIND type complex. The record is from RefSeq and is a predicted model, not a curated record. The coding region runs from base 114 to 686 and encodes 190 amino acids. The transcript has 2 exons. Gene Ontology annotation, biological process: chromosome segregation. Lineage: Eukaryota; Rhodophyta; Bangiophyceae; Galdieriales; Galdieriaceae.